AACACCGUUCAGCAAAACACAGCUGAAACUUCCCGAAACAAACAACAAGCGACGAAGAGGGUCCGCCCACUGCCGACAACUCUGCUGCUGCUGUCAUUACCUGCAUGUAAAGGCACAUAAUAUGAUGUGAAUUUACUGUGGGCCGUUGUUCCAAGGUGGGUCUUAAGCCUCAUCAAAGACAGUCUGUGGCCUCUUCUGCAGCUUCAGAGGGUCAAUUUGUACAGAUGGCAACUCCACUUGAGAAGGAAGUGGGCAAGGUUCUGUGUGUCGGUCUUGCUUGUGUUGACUUUGUUAAUGUCAUCGGCCAGUUUCCACAAGAAGAUUCAGAUCAAAGGGGACUCAAGUAUUACUGGCAGAGAGGUGGAAAUGCAGCAAACAACAGUACAGUGCUGUCUCUUCUGGCUGUUCCUGUAGAGUUCAUGGGAGUCCUUGGAAAUGCUGGAGCUGAGGCGUGUUGGAUUCAGGAAGAUUUCAGUGCGAUGGGAAUUGACACCAGCCACUGUGUCAUGGAAAGUUGUCUGUGUCCUGUGUCCACAUGCAUUUUGUGCCAGACCACAGGGUCAAGAACUAUCCUGCAUUAUCCCAGGGACCAGCCAAAAUUAACAUACCGUGCCUUUCAUGAGAAACUGAAAAGGAAUUUUUCUGCAUAUGCACAGGUUCAUUUUGAGCUUGGGAGCAAUGUUCAAGACUAUGAGCUCAUGAUGGAAGAUGUGCUCAGCUAUAACACAAGUCUUGGGACAAGCUUGAAGCAGCCCGUGGUCAUAUCCUUAGAGAUAGAGAAACCAGACAUAUCAAACUCAGAAGCAGUGAUGUCAAAAGCUGAUAUUGUCUUCAUCAGCAAAGACUUUGCCAGCAUACAAGGAUUUGAAGAUCCAGUUUCAGCAGUGAAAGGGCUCUAUAAUCACUGUCACAAAGGAGCUGUUCUGAUCUGUGCAUGGGCAGAGUUGGGUGCUGCUGCAAAAUUCAAGGAUGAAGUUCUGACGGCAUCAGCCCUGACAGGCGUUAAUGCUGUGGACACUCUUGGCGCUGGCGAUACUUUUGUUGCAGGUUUUAUAGGUCAUGCUUUGAAGAAAAGAAAGAGUUCAGGUUUAGACAGCAGCAUCAUUAGAGAUUCCCUUGAGUUUGGAUGUCAGUUAGCCGGUAGGAAGUGUUCCAUGUAUGGGUACAAUGGUUUAAAAGAAUUUUGGUGAACAUUUUUCAGGUUAAAGUUUGUGUGAGUAAGACAAGACUUGUGGUGGUAGUCCUGUCAUAAAACAAGACAAACAAGCCAUAGCCUGCUUGAAAGCUUGGCUUGAUUAAACAAAAAACGUAAUACUUGUUGAAGUGUUAGGCAACGACUGACGAUAAUACACUGGUGAAUGGACACUGAAGACAGCACAGCUACAUAACACACUGUGCAGCACUCACCAAUGCAGUGACAGACCAGACAACAAGUGAACGGAGAUGCAACAAGAGAAAUAUCACCACCCAUGGUGUCAAAUAUGACCCCACUAAUGACAAAGUUGAAAGUUUUUAGGACUUCGGUGCAGCUGAAUGUUCCAAAUUGUACCCAAAUGUGUGUCCACUCUACCAGAAGAUGCUGGACACAGGAGAAAAUGCCUGAUAGUCUUGACAGUGCUGCACACAAAAAUUUCUAUGUGAAAAGAAUUAUGACAAGACACAAACGAUCAGCCUACAGGCACCCUCAGAAUACUCUGAUGCCUUGCAUGAAAUCCUGGCAGUGGCAGAGACAACAUUAUGGAAAACUGCCUCUGUACAUAUCUGCAUGUUUCUGCCCUAAGAGCAAGUCUUAUUCGCAAGGUUAUGUCAUCUUCUGAGGGAAUUACACUUCAGUGUGAGAGCGACAAACCUUGUAAGGUCUAUUUCCUGACCAAAAACCUGUCUGUGAACAUCCAACUAUAUUGUCUCAUCAAAAUUACCAACUGCGAUUAUUCAGUGAAGGUAAAGUCAUCUGAAAGAAAAAUGCCACCUUUCAGGCAUCAUCAGUAGGGAAGGUAAGAAAACGCAGUCCAAGUACUGAAUGGAUUCUUUUAUGUUGGUGAAGUCGGUUUUGCUGUUGAGUUGUUUAGCUUGUAAUCGCUUGACUUAUCAAUAUUUUGAAUCAUGUACAGUGUAAACCAUGUGUUUAUUAUUCACACUUGAAACAGGGUUAGGGGACGAGUUACCAUGAUGCUGAUAAUUUACAAAUUAUAGGGAAUAAACAAAGUGAUGUCAGCUAGGGUACAUAAAUGUCAGACAUAAUUACCCAAGAUGCCACAUCUCGGCGAAGCAUCAAUAGAGCAGCUGUAAUAGAAAGAGAUCACUACAGUGAUUGUAACAAAAGGAGGUCACUGGUGCAAAUCUAACGCAGCAUGGUCAUGUAUUACACAUUCUGUAUCAAAUGUGGCUCAGCAUCAGCAGUCGGUAGUGAGAACUCGAUUUGAAAUGUCUUUUCUGGUUUGACAGUACAGUUUAUCCUGUUCUUAGACAACACUGGCCCACACCCACUGCUCAUGAUAAUUGGCACUGUUUAUCGUCUUACUUUGAAAGUAGGUCACUGCGUCACCAUCUCGCAUUUGCUUGCAUUGUUGCAACGAACUGCCCGCCCCACUUUACUUUCAACUCUCUCUACACUAGUGUACAGACCAGGGCACAUAAACAUCAGACAUAAUUAUCCUGAAUGCCGCUUCCCAGGAAAGCAUCAUUAGAGUGAUUGUUACAAAAAGAGGUCUCUAGUAGUAGUGGGUCUGUAGACUCUCUGACAUGACCUUGGUCUGGUACCACAUUGUCUCUCCGCGGAUGGUGAGACUUGUAACAGAAAUAAAAGACUGAAUGAAAAGUAGACACUGGGCGAUAGAUGUGCCACAGAUCUAUGUAUUUUCCUUUUCUUAAUUGUGGUACAUAAUACAUAUAACUAUUCAACUAUGAAUAAUUGUAAAGUGCAGAGAGCAUGCUAUGGACUCUGAGAAGCAUGGAUAUAUCAUUAUAUGCACUAUAUAAAUGCAAAUGGUAUAAAUAUUACUUGCGCAUCUCAAAUUAUGUCCGGUCAACCUCCCUCUUUGAUGAAACUAAAUAAAAUAAGAUAAAGAUGAGAUAAAAGAUGUCACAGAAAAAGAAAGGAACAAUAAUUGAUAGUGAUAAAUAAGGAGUGGGUAUCCUAUGUAAUAAAACAAUUUGAUUCUUUGAUCAUUAGUUAUUUUGUAUAAACUUGAUCCUGCUCAAUAAAAUAACAGCAUUCAGAUAUAAUAGAGGGACAUCAUGUCCGUCCCUGCAGCCCUGUUGUAGCUGGGGGCCCACUCUACUAAUAUGAAAUGCACUUCCCUCUUGCAAGCAAAACCACAAGGAUGUUAACACGACAUAAGUACUUAGUGGAUGGCAAUCGAGUAAUGAUUGAAGUGUUCAAGUGUAUCCUUUUGAGACACUUAAAAUGAUUUAAAAGAUUAAAAUGUACAAACAUGCUCAGGAGUAGUGGUCAUUGUGUUGCAAGAGUUUGUUAAUGUGAAGUCCACUAUAUUAAAUAUUGUCAAAUGUUCCCUGUGCUUUGAUUAUAUUGCAUUAAAAAAAACACCCUGAAGUGGCAGUGUUUGUCUCCAGGUAAUCAGUAUUAUCAAUAUUGUCAUCAGUAUGUCAUAUGAUAAAUUGAAAUUUUGUGUGCAAUAGAUACUUUACAUGAUUUUUCUAAGACUCUUACUACAAAGUUGUAGUGUCUUUUUGUGAAACUGUACUGUCUUUUGGCAUAUAUAUAAUUAUUAAUAAAGUCUUGUAGAUUUGCAAUUCAAA
This is a messenger RNA of Aplysia californica (California sea hare), 3759 nucleotides long. RefSeq names its product ketohexokinase. The record is from RefSeq and is a predicted model, not a curated record. NCBI's taxonomy places the organism in Eukaryota, Metazoa, Mollusca, Gastropoda, Aplysiida, Aplysiidae. Gene Ontology annotation, molecular function: kinase activity. The transcript is spliced from 9 exons. Bases 225 to 1190 code for a protein of 321 amino acids.